Messenger RNA from Diutina rugosa, 1317 nucleotides. It is a transcript of the gene CLB4, whose product is annotated as B-type cyclin. NCBI's taxonomy places the organism in Eukaryota, Fungi, Ascomycota, Pichiomycetes, Serinales, Debaryomycetaceae. Gene Ontology annotation, cellular component: centrosome; nucleus; cyclin-dependent protein kinase holoenzyme complex. The record is from RefSeq and is a predicted model, not a curated record. Bases 1 to 1317 code for a protein of 438 amino acids. Gene Ontology annotation, molecular function: cyclin-dependent protein serine/threonine kinase regulator activity. Gene Ontology annotation, biological process: mitotic cell cycle phase transition; regulation of cyclin-dependent protein serine/threonine kinase activity. The transcript has a single exon.
AUGAGGCAAAACAUCCAGAUCCACGACGAAAACUUGGACCGCCCGCCCAAGGGCAAGCCCUCGGCCCGCCCGCCGGCGCGCGAGGUGUUGCAGGACGUCACCUACCCCAAGAAGCCGUUGGCGCCCGUGAGCGCCAACGCCCCGAAGAAACCCAAGCUCCACGUCUACGACAGCCUGAGCCAGUUCAAGAAACCCCGCCUUGACAAAGUGCGGAGCCAGGCCGACGACGACAAGGAGAACCGCCCCGUGCUGGAGGAAGACAUCGUCAUUCGCAGUCACUUUGACGAGCUUAAUGUCGACGCCGAGUUGACCGAGGACACCAAGAGCGACGCCGCCGAGGACGACGACGACGACGACGACGCCGCCGACGAGUUCGUCAACAACCUGGACUACGACGGCGCCGACACGGCGCCGCGGGGCGCCGCCAACGUCCCGAUGACGCCGCGGUGGGACCGCAAAGUCUACGAUGAAUUGCAGUACGUGAGACACAAGUACCAGCGGGCGACGUUAGAUGAAAACGACGAGGACACCUACGACGUGACCAUGGUCGCCGAGUACGCCCCGGAGAUCUUCAACUACAUGCACGAGCUCGAAGGGCGCUUGCUGCCCGACCCCCACUACAUGGACCACCAAAAUGAGCUCAAAUGGGACAUGCGGCGCGUGCUCAUCGACUGGGUGGUCCAGGUGCACUUGCGGUUCAACUUGUUGCCCGAGACGCUCUUCUUGACCGUCAACUACAUCGACCGCUUCCUCCUGCGCCGCAAGGUGCUGUUGCUGAAGUUCCAGCUCGUGGGCGCCGUCGCCCUCUUCAUCGCCGCCAAGUACGAGGAGAUCAACUGUCCCACCGUCCAGGAGGUCGCCUACAUGGCCGACAACGCCUACAGCGUCGACGAGUUCCUCAAGGCGGAGCGGUUCAUGAUCUCGGUGCUUGACUUCGACAUGGGGUGGCCGGGGCCGAUGCUGUUUUUGCGCCGCACCUCGAAGGCCGACGACUACGACUACGAGACGCGCACGUUGGCGAAGUAUUUCCUCGAAAUCACCAUCGUCGACCUGCGGUUCGUGGCGCUGCCGCCGCUGUGGCUCGCCGCUGGCGCCCACUACCUCCUGCGCCGCUUGCUCCAGAAGGGCGAGUGGACGGAAUUGCACGUUUUCUACCUGGGGUACACCGAGGCCCAGUUGCGCCCGCUCGCCGAGGCGCUCAUCAACGCCUGCCAGCACCCCGAGGUCCACCACAAGGCCAUCUACGAGAAGUACCAGGAGCGCCGCUACCGCCGGCUGUCGGCGUACGUCCAGGAGUACCUCCAGUCGCUCGCUUAG